Messenger RNA from Lepisosteus oculatus (spotted gar), 4410 nucleotides. RefSeq names its product ankyrin repeat and SOCS box containing 2a, tandem duplicate 1 (gene asb2a.1). NCBI's taxonomy places the organism in Eukaryota, Metazoa, Chordata, Actinopteri, Semionotiformes, Lepisosteidae. Gene Ontology annotation, molecular function: protein binding. Gene Ontology annotation, cellular component: T-tubule; cytoplasm. The record is from RefSeq and is a predicted model, not a curated record. Gene Ontology annotation, biological process: protein localization to T-tubule; innate immune response; intracellular signal transduction.
UCCUCUAUAAAUUAAUUCUAAUUGGAGAAAAGACCAGAGUCCAAAUUCUAAUAAAGUUAACAAGAAAAUAGUGAGCCCAGGUGAUUAAUCCAAUAAGUGUCUUUGGUAAUGAAAGACAGAUAUCAUGACCCCUGAAGGGAAUGAUUCGUUCAACACUAAUGAUUUUUGACACAGAAACAACAACGAUUGAACAAUCAUAUAAUACAAUGUCCUGCUAUAGAUUGAGAUACUGCAAAUAAAUCAAGAUCCUCUCUAUGAAUAGCUCUCGUGUUCACUUAAUUUUGUUUUUAUCUUUUAGUUUAAACUAUGGUGUGCACUUUAUUUACCUAAUGAUCUGCGAUCUGCUAAAUAUACUGUACAGUACUGGAUCACUUUUAGGGUAUCUUUUACAAAGGCAUCGUUACUAAAAUAAUUUUUUUUCUACUUUUGUGUUACUGAUUAUUUUUUCUGUUUGACUCAAUGUGCUGUUAUUUUACUGCUAUAUUUUUUCACUAAAAUAUUAUCUUACACAGUAAUAUCAAAGUAUUCUUAUCCACUCAGAUAUCAUGAUCUCCCAGAGAACACCCAUAUUAAUUUUUUUUCUCACUGUUUUGUCUAAUUCAGCCUAAGAGGUUUGACAUGGUAAAGAUCAUGUGAAGCCUGUUUGUUUUAUUAAUUUAAGUACAAUCUAAUACUGAAUGUUUCCUGUCAUUUUCACAUUGUUAAAGUCUUCAAAUAUUUUACCAUACUUGGAAUAUUGCACGAUGGAGAAUGCAAUGAUAUUGCAUGAUAUUUUAUUUAACAAAUAUUUUUAAAUGUGAUGUUUCUGUGACUCUCUUGAGCAACCUUUUUGUGUUAAGAGUUCAUUUUCGUCAUUUUUAGUUGAAACUUACCAUUUCUACCAUUAACCAUUAGCUGAUUAGAUAACGAUUAGCCUCAAACAAAAUGAUGAAAGUCCUUAAAUUUGAUUCCUUUUUUAGCUCCUCUAUGUCUUUUUUAUUUAGAUUUACCAGGGUUUAAUUUUGACAUCCCGUACUUGUAAGCAUGAAUAGACGCAAUUAUGUAUAGCUACAGUAUUUAUUUUAUUUUGUAUUACUGUAUGUUCUUCUCUGUUAAAAUAAUUUUAAUUGUUUUUACUGCUGAUUUCCUGGAGAUAAUAACGUGAUUGAAAUACGAAGUGAAACUGAAAAUGACGAAAAUUGGAUUCCUUGGAAGUGUUUAUUACUUUCUUUGCUCAGUCUGGUACUGCAGAUUAUGUUACAUUACACAGAAUACCCAAACAAUAGACAACAUGAAAAGAGUCACUCCGGACCAAUUAAAGUUUUCUUCCAAAAACAUUAGCAGUGAAUUGUGAUAUACCGAUUUAUUUAAACACAAACACAAUUUAGGAUUUCAAAUAGCUACUAAAUGUCGUACGUGGGUCGUGCUAUUUAGUUAUGUCCGAAAUGAACACUUAGUUAUCUUAAUACCAUGCGCUGUUGUAUUAUCUCUGCUCCGUUUAAGCUGUUUUGAUUGCAUUGUCAAAUAUGGUCAUCUCAAUCCUCCACAUGUCAAUAAGAUCCGAAAAUAAUCGCCAACAACACAGCUGAGCCCUGCUCUUUUUCCAUCUGUUCUCAUUCUGCAAGAGCCUCUGUUCAACUCUGAUUUAGAACCAGCCGGCGGCGUGCUCAAAUAAUGACUCGGUUUAGUUACUCGAAGUAUUUCUCUCUCUUUCGUUCUAGCAACUCGAGUUGCAAUCCCUCAGAAUCUGAGAGGGGUAUUGCAACCCAAAGCUAUACUUUUGUCACUGGCAACGGAAAGCGAUGCAUCGCCUGGCGAAGAUACGAUGGGAGUCUAGUUGUCACCCCUCAAGUCGAAGAGCCAGACCCUGUUAUCACAGCAAUCAAAAAUGGAUCAGCGGACACACUGAAAUCAAUGAUAAAAUCUGGAAAAAACCUGGCUGGACCCAAUAAGGAUGGCUGGAUGCCACUGCAUGAUGCAGCAUUCUAUGGCCAGUUGGAAUGCAUAAAAGUUUUGCUGAAAGCUUAUCCAGGCAUAAUUGACCAGCGCACACUGGCAGAACAGACGGCCCUCUUACUGGCAGCAUCAAGGGAACAUUUGGAGUCUGUCCAGUUCCUGCUUGAAAAUGGAGCAGAGACGGACAUUGCCAACAAGUCUAGAGAUACUCCUCUUUACAAAGCUUGUGAGCGGCAGAACGUGGAUAUCGUAAAUCUGUUGCUCAAGUUUGGUGCCAGUGUUAACCACCGGUGUAACCAGGGCUGGACUGUCCUGCAUGAGGCUGUGUGCAGAAACAACCUGGCCAUCAUUGACCUCCUGGUACAGGCCGGCGCCAACAUCGAGUCCACCAACAUAUACGGCAUCACCCCGCUCUUCGUGGCAGCACAAAGUGGGCAGGUGGCAGCGGUGCGCUACCUGAUCAAUAUUGGUGCUGAUGUCAACACGCAGGCCAGUGACAAGGCCACAGCUUUGUAUGAGGCAAGUAAGAAUGGACACACGGAAGUGGUGGAGCUUCUGCUCUCUUACAAUGCGGACGCUAACAAGCCUUCGAAGGAUGGUUUGCUCCCUCUUCACAUUGCUUCUCAGCGUGGACAUGAUGGAAAAAAGCUGAUUGCCUUUGAACCCUUCCCCUACAAUAAUGAACAAGCAGUUAAGAUCAUCUCCCUGCUAAUUCCCGUCACCAGCAAGUGCCGGAUCAAACGCAGUGGCAUCAGCCCUCUCCACUUGGCCGCAGAGCGAAACCACGAUGAGGUCCUGGAGUUACUAAUAGAGUCUGGAUUUGAUGUCAACACUACCCUGUCCAACGACCGCUCUCGGCUGUAUGAAGACCGCCGCAGUACUCCCCUCUAUUUUGCAGUCAGCAACAACAACAUCAAUGCUACCCAGAUGCUGUUGGAAGCUGGUGCCAACCCCAACAUUGACAUCCUCAAUCCCCUGCUGGUGGCCAUCCGUCAGGGCUGCAUCACGACCAUUAAGCUCCUUCUGCAACAUGGAGCCAACAUUGACGCCUAUAUCCCCACCCACCCAACUAGCUUUCCAGCUACCAUAAUGUUCUGCAUGAAGUACCUCACGCUACUCAAAUUCCUGCUGGACCGUGGCUGUGAUGCAGAGGCGUGCUUCAAAUGUGAGUUUGGAAGUGACCCUCAUCCAGAUCUCCCAACAACCCCUCGAGAUGACUUUCGACUCCCUCAUGUGCCUCCAAGGAUGGUGCAGUUCUGUGAGAUGAUCUCUAUACCAUCAAUAUGCCGUUGGGCAGGACCCAUCAUUGAUGUCCUUCUCGAUUACGUGGGCCAUGUGAAACUGUGCUCCAAGCUUCUUGAGCAUCUGGACAGCUAUGAAGACUGGGCAGUCAUCAAAGAGAAGUCCAAGCCUCCUCGGCCCCUUAUGCAUCUCUGUAGACUCAAGAUCCGUGAACUAAUAGGAAAAGAGCGUUUGAAAUACCUGAACACCCUGCAAGCUCCUGCCAGAAUCAUCCGAUACCUGGAUCAUGACUACUCCACAUCAGAAUAGUGAUUCCAUUAUUUGUUUGCCAAAAGAAAUUGAAUUAGGAAAGAAUAUACAGCUUUUUUUCCUAGAACAGUGAACAUGUACAGUAGUAUGUUUUUUUUUUUACUUUUGUGUUUUGUAUUAAAAUUUGUAAUAUAGUUUUAUAGAGCAAAAAGUUCAAAUUGCUGUGUUUUUACUAUUAUGUUUUGUCUUAGAAAUGUCUCAGUUCCAAUACAAAUUCAUAAAUGGGUAUGUCUAAAUAAACUAAAUAGUCAGUUCUUAAAUCAUUUGAUUAAGCUGUUUAAAAAAACAUUCAGUUUUUUUUUACUUUUUAACCUAAAAUGUGAAAAAUGCUGAAGGGCAAAAAUGCAAUACUUUUUAUUAUAAAUGUAGUACUAAUUAUUUCUAGAGGUUUUGGUAGACCGUCAACCAGUUUUGUGUCAAGCAAUAACUGCAGCAAAAAAGUAUUUGCUUUUCACAAAGUGGAAAUUUAUUAAACAGCAAAACGAUACAUUUAAAGAUGCCAGAAUUUGUAUUUGUUUUUGUCAAAUUAACUUUUCUCUCUAUUUUUCUUCAGAAUAUUUUGUUUGUGUACUGAAAACAGGAAGUGAUAAUAUUCUGUGUAGAACUGGUUGAGAGUUAUCUGUAAAAAUUUCCCCAGCAUACAUACAUAAUUUUGCUUUAUUUUGAUUUUUCUUUUAUUGUCUUUUGCUUUAUUUUUUUUAACGUGAACUUUAAGUAUUCACAGUUGAGGUUUAAUUGACAGUAGACUUAAGAAACGAUUUUAAAAUAACUCACUUUAUAUACUUUUCUCAACAUUUUGACGACUUUUGUGAGAUUUGUACUCUGCUGUGUGACUUUUGUAGAGUUAUUCAUUUGCCUUUGUACCAAAGAUUUAUUUAAAGCCUUAAAGAAAAAAAACCUUAUAUUGCAUGCGCUACAAAUUCA